Fonsecaea nubica is the source of this 1041-nucleotide messenger RNA. RefSeq lists its product as hypothetical. NCBI's taxonomy places the organism in Eukaryota, Fungi, Ascomycota, Eurotiomycetes, Chaetothyriales, Herpotrichiellaceae. Gene Ontology annotation, molecular function: oxidoreductase activity, acting on NAD(P)H. The record is from RefSeq and is a predicted model, not a curated record. The coding region runs from base 1 to 1041 and encodes 346 amino acids. The transcript is spliced from 3 exons.
AUGGCAACCGCAAACCACGCUGCAUGGUUCCGUCACGUAAAAUCGCCGCUCGAGGUCGGGCCCGCGGACGUCGGCAAGCCUGGUGCCAACGAAGUUCUCGUCCAGAAUCGAGCUGUCGCCAUGAACCCCGUGGACUGGAAGAUACAGCACGGCGCUUUCCCCGCGGGGUCGUUGCCCCGGAUUCUCGGCCAGGACGUCUCUGGCGACAUUGUCGAGGUUGGCGAAGGUGUCACGCAGUUUCGGAAAGGCCAGAGAGUGCUCGCCCACGCGGUCGGGCUGGCUACCAAUGAGGCCAGGCAUGGCGGGUUCCAGGAGUACACGGUCGUCCCGACGGUGGGGUGUUGCGUGAUUCCGCACGGGAUGAAAUACGAAGAGGCCUGUGUUCUGCCGCUGGCCAUUUCGACUGCCAGUAUCGGCCUAUUCCAUCAGGAGAGAUUGGCUUUAAUGUCUCCCGUGGACGCGGCGGAGAAAGGCCACCCUGAGAAGGAGGCAAUCCUCGUCUGGGGAGGCAGUUCGAGCAUCGGGGCUGCCGCGAUCCAGCUGGCCGUGGCGGCAAAGUAUCGCGUUAUAGCAACGGCGUCCCCGCAGAACUUUGACCUGUGCAAGAGCCUGGGGGCGAGCGAGGUGUUUGACCGCUCUAGUCUAGGUAUCGUGGGUGACUUGACGGCGGCAUUGCAGAAGUAUACCUGUCGAGGAGCAUUUGAUGCUAUUGCGACGAGAGAUACACAGUUGAACGUCGCGCAGGUCCUUGCCCAGCUCGGAGGAGGGAGGAUUGCGGUGGCACUACCUCCCAUCGAGGAACUCCCUGCAACUGUACAGGUGAACGGCAUCUUUGCCGUGUCUAUUCUGCAGCAAGAUAAGGCGCUUGGAAAAGCGAUAUACGCCGAUUUCUUACCGCGGGCACUCGAGCAGGGUCUGAUCAAACCGGCCCCGCCGUCGGAUGUGGUCGGCCACGGUGUUGAGCACAUUCAAGGGGCGCUUGAGAAGUUGCGAGCUGGGGUAUCGGGGUCGAAGGUGGUGGUAACGCUGGGGAGUAGGUGA